AUGGAGUGGUGUUACAGUUGGAAAUGACUGAGCAUGCUCUGUGGAGACCCUCUGACAGAGAGGACCGACAGAGGGAGCCACCAGGUCACAUGACCGGCGAGGUGAAUGUGCAUGCGGGGAAAGAAAAGGAAAGGAGGAACAAUCUGUUCGACAGAUCCUCGCGCUCUCCCUCUCUGUCCUCCCUCCUUCCCUCAUUCUCUCUCUCUCUCAAACACACACUCUCCCUCACUCACUCCUUCUCUGCCGCCUUCUUCUCCUCAAUGGAGGCCAUGAGAAGAAAGCAGCCCGCUGGUCUAGCCAAGAGCUGCGUGGAUAAAGGUGGAUCCACAAAGAAAGAGGGACUCGAUCCAGGAAGCAAUGGAGAAGAGAAGUCAGAUGGGGACAAAGAGGUAGCAGACAGACUGGCCUUUUCCCCUGCAGCAGAGGUGAUGCUGAACGGCACCGAGAGCGACGACACAAGCCACAAGGACCUGACAACAGGAAAUAACAAGACUGUACUGUUGUUAAAUGAAAAUGGCACGUCUGACACGGAGCCACCGCAUGGUUCUGUUACUGGAAGCAAUGGAUUCAUUCUCACUAAGCAGCAGCAGCCGGAGCAGGAAGGCAGCGCUGCAGCGGCACCAGGUUUGGGAGUUUCCCCUCACAGGACUAACUGGUUGCCCUCAGGCUCACCGACAGGGGGGCAUGCAGCCAAAACCCUCCCUGCCUCGGCAUCUGGGAGUGCACAGAGUUCAGGUGCACUAAGGACUGCCCCCAGUACAGGGACAAAGCCGGGGCAGGGGACACCAGACACUAAAAAUGGCCCCAGUUUAUCUCCUUCCCCGGUUCCAGCGCCAGUCACCGUACACAGAGCGCGCAAGACCAUGUCCAGACCUGCUGUCAGCCCUGCACAAAAGCUUCUUAACAGGGAAUUAAGGGAAGCAAAGAGUGCCAAAAUGGAGUCUCAUGUUGCACCCGACCUGCAGAAAUCCUCACCGCAGUCACCCUCUCAGAACCACCUACCUCAGAGUCCACCAGAUACGCCAUCUUCAGCACAAACUGCAUCAUCCGCUUCACCAGCACCUGUUCCUCCACCACAGCCACCUCCAGCUCCUGCAGAACGGGCAGCUCCUUCGGCUUCUCCUGCUCCUGUCCAAGCCAAGCUCCAGCUAGGCUCUUACUCAGGAGUGCUGUCAUCCCGUAAGAAGAAGAGGCGAAUGGGAAUGUACAGCUUGGUUCCCAAGAAGAAAACCAAAGUGCUAAAGCAGAGAACUGUGCUGGAAAUGUUUAAGGAACUACAACAGACUGCCAAGAGUCCAGAGGCUAAAGAGGUGGCCAGCAUAAAUGGGGAGAAAGUGGGAAAUGCAUCUGAGGAUGAAGAGUCAGAAGAUCUGGAGUCUGAAGAGGAGGAACAACAGCAGCCAUCAGAAGAACCGGAAAGUGCUGCGCAGGAAACCUCUGAAUCCAUCGCUCAGGUGAAAGACGAGCAGGAGUCUGAAGAAUCUGGAGAGGAAGAGUUGGAGGAGGAAGGCACUGAAUCUGACUUGAGCACAGAGUCGAGUCUGAAGAAAAAAUUGAAAAAGAAAACAAAAGCAGACAGCGCAUGGCUCCGGCCCUCCAGGAAACGAAAAAGGAGGAUGAAGUCCAAAGAGCCGGAGGUGGCUGUUCAGCCUCAGGCUCCAACUCCAGCCGAACCCCAUGAUCACAAGGAGUACACGCAGAUUGUCCCACCUGUCAGCCUCAGCACGCCUUCACCCAGCAAAGACACUUCAGGGUCGGCGGUUGAGGAGGCUCAGGAGCUUCCGCUCUGCAGUUGCCGCAUGGAGACCCCCAAGAGUCGAGAAAUUCUCAUUCUGGCAGACAGGAAGUGCAUGGCCACAGAGAGUGUAGAUGGACAGCUGACUCGCUGCCAGGACGCUGUAGUGAAACAUGAAAUGAUGCGUCCUUCCAACUCCGUUCAGCUACUCGUUCUGUGCGAGGACCAUCGCAACGGCAUGGUGAAGCACCAGUGCUGUCCGGGCUGCGGCUUCUUCUGCAGAGCGGGGACCUUCAUGGAGUGCCAACCAGAUGUGAACAUCUCUCACCGUUUCCAUCACGCUUGUGCCUCAGUGCUGAAAGGUCAAAGCUUCUGUCCUCACUGCGGAGAAGAGGCCAGCAAGGCCAAGGAGGUCACAGUUGCCAAGGCUGACACCACCUCCACCGUGCCCCCUGCUCUUGAACAUGGGCCAGCCACGCCUGGAGCCCUCGAGGGCCGAGCAGACACGACCACUGGCAGCUCCUCUUGUUUAACUGUGGGGGCUGAAGUCAGUGGCCGGGCUGACAGUUCGCUGCCUGUUCGUUCUGCACAUGGAUUCGACACAUCUGCUGUUCCUGGGUCCUCCAGGGCUGCCCCCCUGCAGGCUGUGAUGGCAACAACAGCCCUGUGUACACUCACUCCAGGACCCAGAGAAACUCUAGAGAGCAUCCUGGUGGCUCUCGACACAGAAAAACCCAAGAAACUGCGCUUCCACCCUAAACAACUUUACCUCUCUGCCAAGCAAGGAGAACUGAAGAAGGUCCUGCUCAUGUUGGUGGACGGUAUUGACCCGAACUUUAAGAUGGAAUCGCAGAAUAAACGCACCCCGCUGCACGCAGCAGCAGAGGGAGGUUACAAAGACAUCUGCCACAUGCUUGUUCAGGCUGGUGCAAACUUGGACAUGUGUGAUGAAGAUCAGCGGACUCCUCUGAUGGAAGCCUGUGAGAACAACCACAUGGAGGUGGUCCUGUACCUGCUCAGAGCUGGAGCCAGUGCCAUGCACAAGGAUGUUGAAGGGUUCACGUGCCUCCACCUAGCGGCCAAAUCUGGCCAUUACAAGAUUGUUGAGCACCUUCUGUCCACUGGACUGAUUGAUAUUAACUGCCAGGAUGACGGAGGCUGGACGCCCAUGAUCUGGGCCACAGAGUACAAACAUGCAGACCAGGUGAAGCUGCUUCUUACUAAAGGAGCUGACUGCAGCAUCAGGGACAAGGAAGAAAACAUUUGCCUUCACUGGGCUGCAUUCUCUGGCAGUGUGGAGAUAACGGAGCUGCUGUUGAACGCUCACUGCAAUCUGCAAGCUGUCAACAUCCACGGAGACUCUCCUCUACACAUUGCUGCUCGGGAGAAUCGCCUGGAUUGCAUCACGCUCCUCCUGUCUCGAGGAGCAGAUGUGUUUUUGAAGAACCGUGAGGGAGAAACUCCCCCAGACUGCUGCAGCCACAACUCGAAGGCCUGGGGCGCUCUGCAGGCCAACAGGAAGGAGAGGGAUGCCAAAAACAUUAGGCUUAGUCAAGCAGAAGAGAAAGCCCUUCACAGUGACAUAGCUUUAGGGCAAGAGCGAGUUCCCAUCCCCUGUGUCAACGCAGUUGACAGUGAACCUUACCCAGAUGGCUACAAGUACAUCCCCGAAAACUGUGUUACUUCCCCCAUGAAUAUUGACAGGAACAUAACACACUUACAGUACUGUGUUUGUAAGGAAGACUGCUCUGCGAGUAUCUGCAUGUGUGGACAGCUCAGUCUGCGCUGCUGGUACGACAAGAGUGGUCGACUUCUACCUGAAUUCUGCCGAGAGGAGCCUCCUCUCAUCUUUGAGUGUAACCAUGCGUGCUCCUGCUGGAGGACCUGCAAGAACCGCGUAGUGCAAAACGGACUCAGGACCAGACUCCAGCUGUUCAGGACCAGUAAGAAAGGCUGGGGUGUCCAAGCACUGCAAGACAUACCACAAGGGACCUUUGUAUGCGAGUAUGUCGGUGAGAUAAUCUCUGAAGCAGAAGCAGAGAUGAGGCAAAAUGAUGCUUACCUGUUCAGUCUGGAUGACAAGGAUCUCUAUUGCAUUGAUGCUCGUUUCUAUGGAAAUAUCAGUCGCUUCCUCAACCACAUGUGCGAGCCCAACUUGUUCGCUUGUCGAGUGUUCACGAAACACCAGGACCUGCGCUUUCCACACAUUGCCUUCUUUGCCAGUGAAAACAUCAAAGCUGGAGAGGAGCUUGGAUUUAACUAUGGUGACCACUUCUGGGAAGUCAAAAGCAAGGUGUUCAGCUGUGAAUGUGGCUCAUCCAAGUGCAGGUACUCCUCAGUGGCAAUGGCGUCCCUGCAGGCGGACAGCACACCCGAGGACCAGCAGCAGCCCAGCGCGUCGCCUGACACCAGCUCUUCCAACAGUCCUUCCAGUCCCUCCUAAAAAAACAAAAAAAAAAACAAAAAAAACCAAAACACAACAACAAAAAAAAACAAACAAACGCUCCACACACUAAGUUUGGCCUCGUGUACUGACGGACACACGGGGACGCCAGUCCACAUCCUCUUUAAACUUUCAUUGGUGAACUUGUACUGUAUCUCCACUUUGGAUUGAAACCACGGACCACUGACCUUCGUUGAGAACCUAAAGACGAGAUGCACAAUCACAUCCUGGACUAACCUCCUGCUCUAUUAUUCCGCCGUAUGUAAUGUGAACAGCAGGGGUGAUGUCAUCACGCACAGUAAACGCCACAGACGAUAAAACAGUCUUUACAUUUCAUACUUCACUUUGCUGGAAAGCAGAACUGUGCGUUUUUGUUUUUCCCUUUUUCACCCCCCCCCUUUCCUGUUUUUUGUUUUUUGUUUUGACACGACUGACGAUUUUCAGUGGACUUUUACAAAAGUCAUCAAAGAAUUUGAGGUCACUGAUUAAGGGUAAUAUUGUCUUUUGCAAAGACAGCCCCAGCGCACAGCUGGGUGUUACUUUUCUGACCUUUUCCGUUAUUGACCAUGAACCAUUCCAGCAAAACUAGCUGAUAAAUAUUAAAUUAUGUUGCCACUUUUUUUGGUGUCAUUCAUCUUUGAGUGUUUCAAAGGACUUUUCAGACAUUUUUCACGACACCUGAAGAUGAAUUUACUAAAGAGAAAGAAGUGGACUGCUUUUAAUUUGCUCCUCAAGUGGUUAUAGGUUGUAAAGUGGAACAAUGUUAAUCCAUUCCUCAGCAUUGAGGCGUUUCUAGUCUGAAUAAAUUGGCUGACCUUUUUAUUGAGCAUGCGUAUGGGGUGUGAAACGUGCCGGACGUUUUCGCCGUUCUUGUUGACGAAUUGAUUUAAAGUGAAAAUGAGCAAGGAAAAAAAAAAGAAAAUGGUGCUGACAAAGGUUUUUACUUUUGUUUUCAUUUUUAUUACCCAAGUGAACAUAAUUUGUAAAAUAAGAGAAUGUUUUAAAGUUUUUUUUAAGUUUAAUUUUAUCUCCAGUUUUCUAAUUGUAGUUGCCGUAGUCUAUUUUAGUUUCAUGAUUUUUGCCGACAGAAGCCAACCUGUCAUUUUAAAUGUUGUUAGUAAAGCAGUGACUGUUGUGCAAAGUCUUGAAAGGUAUAGGUGGAAAAAAGGUUAUAAAAAUGCACUUCCAUUAUGUUCUGUUACAUAUUUCUGGACCGUGAACCAUCCAUCUGAUUGGUUGUAUCUUUUUCAAUAAAUUUAAUACUAAUGCA
Molecule: messenger RNA, 5448 nt
Organism: Haplochromis burtoni (Burton's mouthbrooder)
Lineage: Eukaryota; Metazoa; Chordata; Actinopteri; Cichliformes; Cichlidae
Gene: ehmt1b
Product: euchromatic histone-lysine N-methyltransferase 1b
Exons: 26
Coding region: 24-4178 (1384 amino acids)
Cellular component (GO): nucleus
Molecular function (GO): protein-lysine N-methyltransferase activity; zinc ion binding; histone methyltransferase activity
Source: RefSeq, a predicted model, not a curated record